AUGACUUACACGGAUAGUGGAGCAGUAUCAAGACACUUUAAUCAUCAAGAAUUUCACAAAGACGAAUCUUACCAAAAUCUCGGUCAUCAGGAAGACUUUCACGGGAGUGGCAUCAAGACACUUCUAGUCAUCGAGUCCUACCAAAAUCUGAAUCAUCAGCAGGAAUAUCACCAGCAAUAUCAACGAAACGGAUUGUUUGAAUUCAGAUACGGUUCUUCAAAA
Messenger RNA from Ambispora gerdemannii, 222 nucleotides. The record is from the annotation of a GenBank genome assembly. Lineage: Eukaryota; Fungi; Glomeromycota; Glomeromycetes; Archaeosporales; Ambisporaceae.